AUAAACGUGACUUCAAAAGCUUCGCUUAUUGGUUAAUGUUCACUUACCUCGGAAGUGAGAAAAAGCCAACAUGGGGACUCGUUUGAAGGUUUUACGCGUGUUUAAAAAGCUGCACAGAACAAGGAUGGAUGUGUUUAAAGAGGAUGAAACAGCGCUGGGUGCUGCAAGAUUAAAGAUCAAUGAUGAGUUCAAGAAGAAUAAAAAUGAAGUAUCUGAAGAAAAUAUUCAGAAGAUGAUCAAAAUGGGCUCUGAUGUGGAAACAGUUCUUCGUGAGUCUGUGGUUCAGAUGGAACAUGUUGGAGAAAACACACUCUUGCUUCGACCAAGAGAAGGCCUUCUACAGGAAAAUGUACCUUACUGUGAUGAACCCAGGAAAAAGUCAUGAAAGAAUAUCAGCAGAGACUAUCAUCCAUCACUUUGAUUUACUGUUUAAAGGAUUUAACCAGACAGCUUUAAAAGCUGUUCAGGAUCUCCAAAGUGAUUUUUUUUACCAACUCCUGGAAGAGAGAAGAUCCCCCUUGUUCUGGAUGCACAUUGUGCAAACGUCCCUGCUCACACAUAUCAUCCUUUGAAAUGUCCUUCAAAUGUUUUGUUUACAUUUUAGUAGCUUGCUAUGAAAUCAGACUGGCACAAAAUAUUCUUUUGCUGCUAUUAAUCAUAACUGCAGACUUGUAGCUUUUUGGCAAAAAUAACUGUUUUUGAAGCCAAAUGUGGCGUUCACAUGAAUCGUGUAGAUCUGAAGAGUUUUGUUUUAAGGGGAAGGGGGGUCUUUCGUCGGCUUUGUGAUAGAUAGUUGCUUUUUUUAGAUCAAAAAUGUGUCUGACACUACAUGCCAUUUCCUACAAAAGCUAUUCAAUCACAACAGUGCUUAGGACAAUUUAAAGUGCAAAACAUUUAAGAAGAUUUAGCAAGGUAAAAAACAGUUUCCUCUUUCAACAUCUCAGGCUGUGGGAGAAACGUGCUCUUAAAAAGUACUGAAACCCUAUUGGAAAUGUCCAAUUCUUGUCUUAAAUUUAGGUUAUAAAAUCCAUAAUGGGUCCAUAUGUUAGCUUUCAAUGUCUUUGAGCAGCUUUAGAGAUAUUUAUGCUGCAGUUCAAGGGUGUAAGAAAUAAAUAACAUGAAAUUAAA
Messenger RNA from Nothobranchius furzeri (turquoise killifish), 1128 nucleotides. It is a transcript of the gene lyrm7, whose product is annotated as LYR motif containing 7. Gene Ontology annotation, molecular function: protein folding chaperone. NCBI's taxonomy places the organism in Eukaryota, Metazoa, Chordata, Actinopteri, Cyprinodontiformes, Nothobranchiidae. The record is from RefSeq and is a predicted model, not a curated record. Gene Ontology annotation, biological process: mitochondrial respiratory chain complex III assembly. Gene Ontology annotation, cellular component: mitochondrial matrix.